UCCAUCGGUUUCGGUGUUGCUGCUUACGCGGUUGUUGGUACCUUCGGCUUAUGGUACCGGAGGGAUAGUCUGAAAUAAAGCCGUUAGCGGCAGCCGGGAAGUUGUGAAUUCGUUGCGUUUAGGCGGGUAUUAUUUUUCCUUUCCUGUGUGGCUCGGCUCGCCGUUAGUAGUCACGGUGAAGCACACGCACGCGCAGAAUGGACUGGCUGUGACGGUGCGCCAUGUGCAGGCUGGUAGGAUGAGUUCCUGCAGAACCGGCCUCCACAGGGAACCACCGGACCCUUCCUCCUUUACCUGCCAACAUGUUAAGUGGCUUUCUGGAACACAUCUGGAGCUGUAUCAUAAGUUGCAGAAAAGAGAAUCCCCUAUAGAAAUCCGAUCCAAUCGAGGCAUGCAUCUCAACAACCAGAGUUCUGCCAAGGAAGAGAAAUGUAAAGGCUCUCCCAGAAAUGGCUCUUCUAACGAACAACCCCGCAGACCACUUGGGGCAAUUUCCCAGAAUACUAUGUGCAAUACGGCAGCGACGGGCCCUACAAAUGGCUUUGAGGUCAGAACAAAGAAUGUUCAGUCUGCAGAAGUACACCCGGGCGUUCAGGAGGAGGAGGAGGAGGAGGACGAGGACGGCCCUCUGGAUAUAUGUGCCAUUAUCAAACCUGGAAACACAAAAGAAAAAAUUGCCUUCUUUGCAGCUCACCAUUACAGCAAUGAUCGCAAUAGCUCAAUGAAAAUAAAAUGCACGGGCGAUAUGAAUGGCAGAGCAGCUAAAAGGAGGAAAAAAUCAGUGGAUCUAAAGAAAGUGAAGAAUCAACUGGAAAAAAUGCAGGAAGUCCGUCAAAAAUACUUCUUGUCUGAACCUUACCCACAUGGAGUUGAAAACUGUUCGAUUAACUGCGCCACAGAUUGUGAUGGAAUUAUUACAGGUAGGCCUCUUUCUGUGAUAGAGAUAGUGGCUUCCUUAGAACAAAGGGCAAGUGCAUUAAUUUCUGACUGUGCUAAAUCUCUCACCAACCACCAUGCUUCAAGACUUGGAGCUUCAAAAUGUUCCCUCCCAGGUCCUAUGUCGCUGCCUCUUGGAGCCUGCGAGGAGCUAUUGGACACAGACUGUUCAGAUAAGACCAAACAAGAGUCGGUAUGCGUCUUAGAAAUGGUUGCAAAACUGGAGUAUGAGUGCUUGAGGCGCCAAAGUGAGCGCGACUCAGGGGGGCUUUCAAGGAGCAACAGCUUCAGAAGGAACGUUGGGAGGAUGCUGCUUACAAGUGGCCCUCAGCCCGAUAUUAAUGGUUCUCUGAAUUUAUCUGCUGCACAAAGUGACAUUGAGGAAAGCAUGGAUCCUCCUCUAAUGGAAGAAAGUAUGCUGCAAAAUAAGGAUGGAAGUUUUCUUGUGAAAUCAUUUGGAAAUUGUGCUCAAGUUCAUCCUCAGGAAGAACAUAUCCCACCUGUAGAAGAUCUUUAUGCUGGGGAAGAGGGUCUGGAGCUUGUUGGGGGAACCUAUUUCACAAUUAGAACUACUGCUGAUGCCAAGAUAGUGGAUCCUUGUAAGUAUUCAUCUUCUGUGGCCCAAGAACUGCCCGCGAUGCCGAAUAUUUGUCCCAGAGCUGUGAAUGAGAAUGUUUUGGGUUUCUGUGAUUUUUCUGACCCGGUUAUUAAGGCUGGAGAUGUAUCGAUGCAUACAUUAGGAAAUCAAGCAAUUGGAUGCAAACCAGACAAACCCGUAACAUGCGACCCAAGCCCAGGGACAUUAUUUUUCCAGCAUGAUCAGACCGUUCAAAACCAUGCACAUAUAGAAAGUAAUUGCGAAGUAAAGUUACUGGCAGAGCUCCAGAAGGAAAAUGCUUUUGACAAUACUCUGUGUAUACAGAAUAGCUUGCUGAUUGCACAGUCGUCUGAUUCUAUAUCUUCACUUGGAAGUGUAUCUCAGGUACUUGACACCUCCUCUCUUAAAAAAACUGUGUCUCAAGAUUUCUUGGAAACCCGCUUUAAAAUCCAGCAGCUCUUGGAGCCUCAGCAAUACGUUAUCUUAUUGCCACACCACAUUUUAGUGAAGAUCUUUAGGUUUCUACCUACUAGAACCCUGGCAGCUCUAAAAUGUACCUCCUGUUACUUCAAAUUCAUCAUUGAACACUAUGACAUCCGACCGUCAGAUUCUCUGUGGGUUCGUGACCCGCGCUACAAAGAUGACCCUUGCAAGCAGUGCAAGAAAAAGUAUGUGAAAGGGGAUGUGUCUCUGUGCUGGUGGCACCCCAAACCUUACUGCCAAGCUUUACCGUACGGGCCUGGUUAUUGGAUGUGCUGUCACAUGUCCCCUAAAGAGAGCCGUGGCUGUAAAGUUGGUCUUCAUGACAAUCGUUGGGUGCCGGCUUGUCACACCCUAAACAGAAGCAUCUGCAAGAAAUCUGAGUCGGAAGAGGACCAGUGACGUUCGUGGAAUGGAUUUUCAUGCCCUGUGCUUGUUUACAUUGUACAUAAUCAUAUUUUUGCGGGGCUGCGAAACUGCACAUAAUUUAAGAAACAAAGAGCCUUUACCUUUCACUUUAACUGGCUGUUUAGCUCUUUUUAUGUAAAUAUAAUCAGGUGUGUGUGUAUAUAUAAGAUCUGUUGCUAGCUGAUGCAGUGUAAUCUUCUAUGUGGCUAUGUAGUUCUCGUGGCUAACGGUAUGUGUGUGAAGGCGUGUGUCUUUUUCCAUCCUUUUUUUUUAAAUGUCUUUAUUAAUCGUUUAUUUUUUUUUUUUGCGUUGAGCUGGAGUUAAACGCGAAGCAGUUCAUUGUGCACAGACCACCAGAACUCCAGUGGUUACAUCUGUAUAUCUUGUAGAAUAUUGUUUCUAAAAACGAGAAUCUAAAUACAUAUAUAUAUUGCUUGAAGCAGUUAAAGGAGUUAUUGGUUUAACUGGAUAACAAUCAGACCAGAGCCGGUGUCUGAAAUACUGUGACAAGCGGAUACAUGAGGUGACUUAUUGUGUUGUGACAGAGCGUAAGGAGAACGUUGUCUGGCUUUACUUCAAUAAAAAUGUGCGUUCUAAAUCUAA
This is a messenger RNA of Spea bombifrons (plains spadefoot toad), 3025 nucleotides long. It is a transcript of the gene FBXO34, whose product is annotated as F-box protein 34. The record is from RefSeq and is a predicted model, not a curated record. NCBI's taxonomy places the organism in Eukaryota, Metazoa, Chordata, Amphibia, Anura, Pelobatidae. The coding region runs from base 239 to 2416 and encodes 725 amino acids. Gene Ontology annotation, molecular function: protein binding. The transcript has 3 exons.